AUGGCUGAAGUAUGUCCAAAAGUACAAGUGAUCGAUGGUAUUCCAGUCUCCAUUGAUUACGACGUUGAAACAUUUCGCCCAGCAUUAAACUACAAGCCACGACCAGACGAUAUUUUUCUUUCUGUCUAUCCUAAAUCAGGCUCGACAUGGGCAGAAGUCAUUCUAUACACACUAAUGAAUGACGGUGAAGCAUUCAACAACAAUAUGGCCGAAUAUUUUGCCCGUACACCUUAUCUGGAACAGAUAGGUAAGCGAGGCAUAAACAACAUGCAUCGGCCGUGCGUUAUUAAAACUCAUUUGCCUUUCAAUCGUAUUCCUUAUUGCGAGAAGGCCAAAUAUGUCUGUGUGGUACGGAAUCCAAAGGAUGUGUGCGUUUCUUUUUAUUACUUCAUUCUCAAACUAACUGGUGGUGAGCCCGAUAAAGCUUCAUUCGAUGCGUUCUUCGAAGCGUUUAUCAAUGGAAAUGUUUAUUUUGGUGAUUAUUUUGAGCAUCUACGUUCUACGUGGCAACAAAAAGACGACGUCAAUGUGUUCCUCACGUCCUACGAAGAAAUGAAGCGUGACCUCCGAUCAGUUAUCCGUCGGCUUGCUCAGUUUUUGGCUAUUGAACUCAAUAGUAAUUUGCUCGAGCGCAUUGUUACCUACCCGUCGUUCGACUAUAUGAAGGAACGGUAUGGCAGGGCAUACUCAGCUCAAGCACGCGUUGCUCUUGCCAACGAAUCGCCCACUGCACUCUGGCCCAUUAACAAGAGUAGCUUGCAGAAUUGCGAGUUUUCACUAAUUCGAAAAGGUGUUGUUGGCAGCUGGUCAUUAACAAUGAGCAAAGCACAAUCUCAACGUCUCGAUAAGAUCUUCGUCGAAAAGACAGCAGGCAUGCAUGGACUCGAUAAGCUCUUCCUACCACCAUAA
Didymodactylos carnosus is the source of this 909-nucleotide messenger RNA. NCBI's taxonomy places the organism in Eukaryota, Metazoa, Rotifera, Eurotatoria, Philodinida, Philodinidae. The record is from the annotation of a GenBank genome assembly.